Messenger RNA from Chlorocebus sabaeus (green monkey), 4497 nucleotides. Lineage: Eukaryota; Metazoa; Chordata; Mammalia; Primates; Cercopithecidae. The record is from RefSeq and is a predicted model, not a curated record.
AGUGUUGGCUUGCUAUUUCAAAGUUACUUGUCAUAGAUUAUCCUUGUGUUUUAUUAGAGAUAGUUAAAAAAAUUUUUUUUCUUACCAUCUUCAAUAAUUAAUUUAAGCCAUGUGCAGAUGUUAGCUAUGGACAUUUUAGGACCAUCAUCAUUUGUUAAAACGAAUAGAAUUUAAAAAGAAAUUAUUUCUGGAUAUGUAGUUUUCCCAGAAAACAAGACCAUCCCCUUGUAUGUAGUGUUAUCUUAACUAAAGUUUUGGCUGCCUAACCUACUUCUUGAAAUUUUAUGGGGUCAUUCCACUCAUAUAUACUCUUAAAUUUAGUCACAUGGGACUAAUAGCAUUCACCAGCAUUUUAGAGGGCAAAAAAAGGAAGUAGUAGAUGCAAACGGAGUGGAAAUCCAGAAUCCAGAAGUAGGGGCAGUGCCCGGUUUUUGACCUGAUGUAUUAAUACUUAGGGCUGAGGAACGUGGUCCGUGGUUCAUGACUCUUAAUAUCUAAGGCCACUAACCUGCUGCAGCUGUCUCUGAGGCCAGCGCCUCCUGAGAACUUGUUAGAUAUGUUAGGGUACCUUACAAGGACUAGGUUUUCCACACCCUAAUGUGUCAGCCAUUCUUUGGCUGUUCUUCACUGUAUCGGGAACCUUCCCCUCGCCUUCAUCGCCUGGCAGUCCCAUGGGCUGCAUUUUACGGCGGAAGAGGCAAGGGACAGGUCUAGGCCUCGGCCUCGGCCCCGGCCCCACUCUGAUCCUUUGGUCCGGAUGCAGAUAAGUCCGCCUGGACCGAACUCCGGAAGUCCCCCGGGGAGGUGGCGGACUGGCUGCCUCUGUGGGCUGCAGUGAUCAUUAGCGAGGUGCCCAACAAAAGGGAGAACGCACAGUGCACAGCACAGAUGCCAGGUGGAAGGGAGGUGGGGCUUCGCCGCCCCGUGCCUCGCGUUUACUGUCCCAUAGCCAGGCCUCGUCAACCACGUGCACAGUCCCCUAAUUUUGGGGCUAAUGCUCCUCUGAGGUAAAAACCCUAAAAACCGGGGGCGGUAAGAUUAGAUUUCUCUUUCAAAUUGUAGCUUUCUUAAAAAUCUUGCAUCCAGGACACCGGCCACCCUAUUGCCCUUGGCAACCUGGGGCACCCGCGGAAGCGUUAAGGCUCCGUGCAGGGGCAGUGGGUGUGGCGGCCGGAAGUCCCUCCCACGGACGUGGGCCUGGACUGCUGGGCGGGAAACCCUAGCGAGCGUCGUGGCAGGUGGGCGGUGAUGAAGAAAGGGAGGAAGCCCCCGCUUGAGGGUAGACGCCACGGCCUUGGCUCCCGCGUGUUGGGGCCCUGCCUUACUGCGCUUGGAAACUCCGUAUGUUAGCGCCUGUGGAAGGCGGGUUGGGCCGGCCAGGAUGUCUUACCGUCCUGUCAGGCCCUUCUUAGCUCACGGGAGGAGAAGAGUCGAGUUGGGGGAACGGGGCCUUUAUGAGUAGGUGCCAGGCCCCAGCUGUAGUCCCCACAGCCUUUGGCGGGAAGAGACAGUUAUCACGAACCAUUUAGAGGCGUGUAGAGCCUGGCAGUAUUCGCCCCUGUUUCACUUCUGACUCCCCAGGCGCCUCCCCUGGUGACUUUGAUGUGUGGAGAGGGUGGGACCCACCCUUGAGGUCUUUUCUCAGAGCCAGGGCCAGGCGGCAUGUCCCACAGCACCUGAGCGGGAAGGGCCUGCUGAGGGGGCUGAUGGCUCUCGAGCGGCCCGCGCCGCUCACCAGUGCCCUGCUCCCGCGCAGGACUUGCAAGCCGUGGUCAGAGAGGAGCCUGGAGGGUCCACCUAAGCUCUGCACAAGGAAUUCCUCCAACUCUGUAGACGAAAUAUAAGGAAAAAGAAUAUAGACAAGCAUGGAAAGUGAAGACACAAAGAAAACACAAGAAAUGAAGACUGACCUGAACUUAUUAUUGGAGUGUCUAAAGUAUCAAAUGGACAAUGCUUUUUCACAAAAGGAAGCUUUGGUCACUAUUCAUUCAAUUUGUCAACAAAACAGUAAUGCAAGUGUUUAUUUUCGGGAAAUUGGUGGUUUGAUGUUUGUAAAAAAUCUUGCAAAGUCAAGUGAACAUAGCAUGGUAAAAGAAGCAGCCUUAUAUACAUUAGGAGCUAUUGCAGAAAAAAAUGUUUACUGUCAGCAGACUUUGUGUACUUCAGAGUUAUUUGAAGACUUAACUUGGUUCUUAUCUAAUGAUUCAAACAUAAAUUUGAAAAGAAUGUCUGUUUAUGUUAUUUUGGUUCUGGUUUCAAAUAAUAGGACCGGACAAACACUUGUGAGAGAAACAGGUUGUAUUACAGUUCUGUCACGGUUAUUCAGGACAGUUAUUUCAAAAUAUGAGUUGGAUUUGUCAGAUAAAAAUGUUUUCCAGAGUUAUCAGUUGUGGUCUUCAGUGUGUAGUACUCUGUGUGUCUGUGUCAACAAUCCUCAAAAUGAUGAGAAUCAAAUGUUUUGCUGUUCACUUUUUCCACAUGCUAAUGAAUGGCUAAAAAAUUGCAUGAAACCUGAGAUAAUUCGCCCUAUUUGCUCAUUUAUUGGACUCACUCUUGCAAAUAACACAUAUGUUCAGAAAUACUUCGUAUCUGUGGGUGGACUGGAUGUAUUGUCUCAAGUUCUCUUGCGACUGGAAUCUGAUUCACAUGAGACUCUUUCCAGUGCUAAACUUGCAGUGGUUGUGACAAAGACUGUGGAUGCAUGCAUUGCUGAUAAUCCUACUUUUGGGAUAGUACUCUCCAAGUACCACAUUGUUUCAAAACUUCUGGCAUUACUGCUUCAUGAAAGUCUGGAUUCAGGAGAAAAAUUUAGCAUCAUGCUUACUCUUGGUCAUUGCACAGAGGAUUGUGCUGAGAAAUUAUCUCUAAGUCUAGGAGAAUAUCCUUUUGAUGAAAAUGAAACACAGCAAUUAAAGGACAUAAAUGUGAAAGAGAAGAAUCUUGAAGAGCACUGGAGGAAAGCAAAGGAAAUUCUACACAGAAUAGAGCAGCUUGAAAGAGAAGGAAAUGAGGAAGAAAUACAAAGAGAAAACUGUCAGGAUAAUAUUUCAUCUAUGAACAUGAGUAUUCAGAAUACAUGGAAACAUCUCCAUGCAGAUCAUAUUGGUCGAGCUACCAAAGCAGAAGAUGAGGAUAAAAGCCAUUCUAGACAGUUUCAGAGUUAUAAGUCCCAUGGAGUCAUGUCUAAAGCAUGUACAAAUGAUGACCAAAUGAAGACACCAUUGAAGAGUGCAAAUCCAGUCCAUGCUUGUUAUAGGGAGAGUGAGCAAAAUAAGUCUUUAUAUAAAGCCAAGUCAAGCUGCAAUCAAAACUUACGUGAAGAAACUACUUUUGAAAAGAAUUUUAUUUCUCAAUCAAGUGACCAUGUUUUUAAACACCCAGUUCACAUUGCCAAAAAUAUAAAGCAGCAGUUACCAGUAACAGAUCCAUUUACAUUAUGUUCAGAUAUAAUAAAUAAAGAAGUAGUCAGUUUUCUAGCAACUCCCAGUUGUUCCAAAAUGUUGACGUAUAGGUGCUCAGGUUGCAUAGCAGUAGAAAAAUCCCUGAAUAGCCGAACCUUUAGCAAGCUCUUGCACUCUUGCCCAUACCAAUGUGAUCGUCACAAAGUCAUUGUGGAAGCUGAAGACAGAUAUAAAAGUGAACUAAGGAAAUUACUUAUCUGUAACAAAAAAAUUCUGCUGACCCCACGUAGAAGACAACAACUCAGUAAUGAAUCUACUACCCCUGGAAGAAUAAAAAAAAGAAGAGUUCGCAAAAACUUUACUGAAGAAGAAGUAAAUUACCUUUUCAAUGGAGUUAAGAAAAUGGGAAAUCACUGGAAUUCAAUUUUGUGGUCUUUCCCCUUUCAGCAAGGACGGAAGGCUGUGGACCUUGCUCACAAAUACCGCAAGCUGACCAAAAGCCCCAUGUAUGCAGCUUCUUCUUUGGAAGAAGACUGUCAGUUUAGUUUGGAUUUUUAAAAUACAGUGCCUUGAAAGAUACAACAUUUAAAGUAUUUUUCUAAACUCUCAUGAGAAGGAAUGUGGAAAUGAGGACACAGUUUUCAUUAAACAGUUUUUGUGAUGCUGAAACUCAUCAAGUUAUUACAAUGAUUUAUAAAGCAAAUGUAUCUCCAGUGUACAGAUUAGUAAGAUAAAAUUCCUUCGUAAGAUCAAACAUUUGUUUAGGAAUAUGCUUUUAUUUUUCCUUAAGCUUAAAUGACAUAGAGAAAAGAAUGAUCAGCCUUUAAACGUUAUUUGACAUUAUAUUGCAAUAAAUACUAUGUGAGACAUUUGGAUUUUAUACGGUACAAAAGUCCCUCCCUAGAAUUCAGAAAGAAUAGUUCCCCAAGCUGUUUAACUAAGGUUCCCACACACUAAAUCAAUAUUUGACAUUUUGUUAAUUAAAACGUUUCCUUGGCUGUGGUGGUGGCUCAUAUUUGUAAUCUCCCACUUUGGGAGGCCAGUGUGGGAGGAUCACUUGAGGCAAGGAGUUUAAGACCAGCCUGGGCAACAUAGU